AUGGACAGAGAUCUCACGCUAGAAAAGCACCUUUUGAGUCGAAGUUUCGAUUCGGAGUCAGAAAUCGUCCAACUCUUGGAACUGAGGUAUUCUGUGUUUGGCGGUCAGAAACCGUUUAUUCCACUUGUGCCUACAGAAGGUGAACCAGGCGAAGAGAAGCUACUGGAAGAUGGAUUACUGGUGAAAAAGGGCGGCAGGGUUCCCCUGGAACGUAAGAAAUCCACCAGAGCCGAGCUUAAACGGUACAUUAAGCUGACGCUAGGAAAGCAGAAGAGGGCAGUCAGAUCGGUCCAGCAUAACCCGAAAACGAACGUGGAUUUGUUGGUUGAACGGUUGCAGAUUCCUCGGUACAGCGAGUAUACGGGGCUCCAUUCGUUGUGGAAUAAGUAUAUGGCAGACUUGCUUUUUGGCGAGAACAAGACUCCCAGUACGAGUAUGGUGUUGCCUAAGCUAUCUACUGCUGAUUAUAACGGGUGUAUUGUGCGUGUUUUGGAGUCACGGAACAGGAAUAUGGUGGGAAUUGAAGGGAUAGUGGUGUACGAUGCCCAGCAUUCGUUUAUUGUGGUUGUUCCUCAAAAGACUGAUCUAGAUAAAGGGCCUGCAGUUUCGCCUGCUGAAAGGGUAGGAGGCCUUCGAGUGCUUGCAAAGAAGGGGCUGCUUUUUGGGUUUGACGUCGAGACAGAUAAUGGAACUAUGGGGUUCACGAUUAUGGGCUCCCGGUUCGAACACAGGUCAACCGACCGUUCAGGACGUAAAUUCAAAGCCCACAACGUUGACGAUAUCCUCUAG
Molecule: messenger RNA, 789 nt
Organism: Candidozyma haemuli
Lineage: Eukaryota; Fungi; Ascomycota; Pichiomycetes; Serinales; Metschnikowiaceae
Gene: POP4
Product: RNase P/RNase MRP complex subunit
Exons: 1
Coding region: 1-789 (262 amino acids)
Biological process (GO): rRNA processing; tRNA 5'-leader removal
Cellular component (GO): ribonuclease P complex; ribonuclease MRP complex
Molecular function (GO): ribonuclease P RNA binding
Source: RefSeq, a predicted model, not a curated record